AGCGCCGCGGCGCCGAGGCCACUCUCGCCGUUCCGGACCGGCCCCCGGCCGGACAAUCGGAGUGGAGAUGGCGGGAGCACUUACGCGACCCCGUCCCGCCCGGGCCUUGACGUGGACCUCGACCUAAACCUCAACCGGGACCAGUCUGUCUUGUCCUGUGUAGACGUCACAAGAGGACUGUGCCAGGCACCGCUUCAUCGUCUGGGCCGCCGUGAAGCGCAACUCAUCGCCGCGCAUGACCCCUCAGGAACGGCUGGAGUGUCCGUUGCUGAGAUGUACGCAGCGGUUCCCCGACCACGAAGCGAUGCUCAAGCAUCUGGCCGGGUGCCGCUAUCUCGCCUUUGGGGAGUACUGGUGCUACGACCACAUGAGGGUGGAGCGCUUCGACGACCUGAAAUGCAGGCGGUGCCUGGGUCAUCCCUCCAAGAGGAGGAAGAUACUGCACAUGGCCAAGAGCUUCUUCCGCUCGCUCGGUCACAAGUCCAAGAAGAUGCAGGGCAUGAGCUCGGACGAUGGCGAUAUCAUGCUCCCGCCGCCGCCGAGCUAUGAUUCCCUCAACAUCCCGAGCGUCAACGGCAGAGCAAGCGAGCUGCCGUCCACCGAGAUCCUCGAAAUCGACUCGAUGGAGCUUCCUCUUAUCCAGGCCCCACCCAUGCCGGCGCCCAGCGACGUUAUCGACCCUCAGGCGUUGAUCAUGACCGUGGCGCCCCCGCUGCCCGAGCUCGACUCGACGAUGCUCUCGAGCGACGCCUUCAUGCAGUGGCAACCGGUGUCGGCUAUUGAGUCGCCCUCCUUCCCUAUCAUGACGCAGGACGAUGGCUCCGUGAAAGUGCCAGCCACUAAACCGACGCUUCAAUUGACCACGGCCGGGUUGCAGGGCCGUCGCCAAAGCCCUCGACCAGUUGCCAGACCCGCUUCCGUCGUCCCGCGCAGCAAAGGGCUCUCGCCAAGCUCAUCGGUGAGGUCCACGGCCAGCACCGAUACCAAUGCCAGCACGACGAGCAACGGCAGUUCCUUGAUCUCUCCGGCUUCAAACUGGAGCGGCGCUUGGUCGAUGGGCUCCGGGCUGAACACAGGCAUGACGUCCCCGGUCGACGGCAUCGUGGCCGACGAUAUGUUUGCGGAAGCCUCAAAUAGCUACAGCCACGACGCGUGUCCCAACUUCCUGCAUGACCUCGUCUCGGAGCUCCCCGCAGACCUUCCCAUGCUCGACAACGCCUCCGACAUGCCUUCGGAUGCCCUUCUUGGGUUCAACCCCUCGUCGACGGCUAAUGUGUCGUACAAUCCAGACAUUGUCUUGACUGACGACGUGGCCGACGAAGUCGAGCGUGAUGAGCCCGAGAUCGCGGAAACGAACGCAUGCUGCUCCGAGACCAAGUCGCUGGUCUGCUCAGCGUGGGAUGCUCUGCAGGAGCACGUCGUGUCGUCCAUGGUCAAGAUACAAGAUCAGCAGGGAAACCGCCUCGCCAGCCAGCUCGAGGCAAUGUCGAUCAAGACAGUAGCAACAACUGGCUUGCGAGUCCUGCGUGCGCUCAUCAAUGGCCACCAGCCGUCGUCCGCCAGCGAUGCCCUUUGCUUGAUCCAUCUCGUCUACGCUUUCUCUCUAGUGCUGCAUGAGCAAGGAAUCCCGGAGCGUUUCGACGGUCUCUUUCUCCAGUCCUUAACGUACAUGAACGAGUUGCCACCAAGCGAUCGGGAUCUUUACCGGCAGCUCGUCAUGAGCAUCUGGCAACCUCCCGGCAUCAACCAGGCUAGGAUCGAUCAUCAUCUCGCGUCAGUGUCCGGCAGGCCAUUUGGUUUAUCCCCUGACCCUAAGGGCAAGUCUCCUCAGGUUCUGGAUUGGGGGUUCGGGCAGAGCAGCGAUUCGGUACUAGCGGCGGCACGAGACUUCCUUGACGAACUCGAGAUGAGUCUCCUUCUAAGCCAUGAUUCCUUGCCGCUUGAGGUGCAGGUGUCCGACUUGCAUAUCACGCACUUGAAGGACACGAAACCCGCGGGAUUGGCGAACGGGGCUUUGGUUGCAACGACGAAAUACGUGUUAGAGAUGCUUGCUCAGGGAUUCAGCCACCCUCGCCUCAACGACAGGUUGGAAGAGAUCUAUCGGCGACUCGGCAGCGGCUCCAUCUGCAGUGUUAGGCGGAUAGAGAUCGAGAUCCUCCAUGCGGGAAAGGUAUUGUGUUCGUCAACCCCUGCUUGUUCGACUGGACUAACCAGUGAAGCAGAUAUGCCUGCCGGCCGCGAAGUUCUAUGGCAAUUUCGUCCCCCGAACCAGAAGAUUGUGCGACCAAAUCUACGGGCAACAUGACACGGGCCCGUCACGGCGGGAUAUCUACCACGGACUCGGUAUCACGCUGAUUGAAAACCUGAUC
This is a messenger RNA of Thermothielavioides terrestris NRRL 8126, 2369 nucleotides long. RefSeq lists its product as uncharacterized. The record is from RefSeq and is a predicted model, not a curated record. NCBI's taxonomy places the organism in Eukaryota, Fungi, Ascomycota, Sordariomycetes, Sordariales, Chaetomiaceae. The coding region runs from base 236 to 2305 and encodes 689 amino acids. The transcript has 3 exons.